ACCGGAAGUAGGUGACGGUUGCUGCGGUGUUCACGCGCUCUGUCACUGGUCAGCUUUACCGGCAGUUCAGGGACACAGCAACGGAUGGAGAGAAUUCAUAUCUGCUCAAAGGACGUGAGAGCGGUAGAAGAUGAGUUCACAGCAGUAUCAGCGAGCAGGACUGAAUCCCGCACACACACAGGCAGCAAACACACCGGGGGUCCAAACCAAGCAGACCACCUCAGGUCAUGAGGACGGUGGGCGUGACUCGGGUCUCGCUUCUUCGUCCAGCGCCGCAGCUCCCCUCAGAGACGACAAGCAGGAGCCGGUGGUGGUGCGACCGUAUGGAGCGACGUCCUCCGCCCCUCCGUCACUGCCUCAGCACAUCCCUGUCACCUUCACUGAGGGACCUGGAAAGGUACAGUCUGCUCUGAAGACUCCUAUUCCUAGCCGUGUAAUCGCCCCAGCCCCGGCUCAGGGGCAUCUCGCCCUACCCCACAAAGUACCGGGACACCUCACCGUGGAGAACGCCAUGCCGCAGGCGUCCGGGAUCCCAGUGGCCACCAUCAGCGGGCAGCAGGGUCACACUGGAAACCUGCACCGCAUCAUGGCCACCAAUUUGCAGAUUAUCCGUAGCGGGACUCCGGCACUGCAGAUCGGAUCCUCGGCCGCGCCGCAGCAUCAGUUUCCCUCACAUUUACCCAGAGGAGCUGCGGCCGCUGCUGUGAUGUCCAGUUCAAAGGGAGCGACUGUGUUGAGACCGGCGUCGGGACCGAACAGCGCCGCGGGACAGCCGACGGUCCAGCACAUCAUCCACCAGCCCAUUCAGUCACGUCCGAUAGUCACCACGUCCACGGCGGUCCUGCCCACAGUCGUGGCUCCGGUCGCGGCCACCAGGCCUCAGUCUCCUGUUAUUAGCACGGUGACGGCUCACUCAGGAGAAUUAGUGCACGGACGCUCAGCUACCCUGAGUACCCUAGCUACCCUGAGUAUCCAGCGGGCUCCUCACGCUCGGGACACGCCCACCCGCAUCACACUUCCGUCCCACCCAGCUAUCGGCGCUCAGAAGCCCCUCCCACACUCCUUGGCACAGAAACCAAUCUUUAGCACCGUGACGCCUGUCGCCGCGGCAACUGUGGCCCCCAUACUGGCCACCAACACGGUUCCAUCAACAUCAACUACAGGCUCCAUGACCCAGUCCCAGGUGUCCAGCAGUAACAUAGGUACAGUGACGAUGGCCUCUCAUUCCACUCACGCCACUGCAGUGACCACCUCCACCAUCCCCGUGGCAAAGGUGGUGCCCCAGCCGAUCACACACACCUCUCCUCGAAUCCAGUCUGAGUUCAGUGGAGAAAGAGGGAACCUCAUCCCCAUCUCAGCUCAUCGCGCUUCCCCUAAUCCUGCUGCUGCUAUGGAGAACCGCAGUGACGCCAGGCAGUCUGUUCCUAUGCAGAUUCAGUACUUCCUGCCAACCUACCAAUCAGCUUCUUACCCUCUUUCACACCCCUACACAUCCAUCACCAGCUCGGUGUCCACUAUACGCCCCUAUCCAGUGACGGCUCAGGCUCCGUCUGCCGCUCAGCCCAGCAUGGGCGUGGCCUCCGCUGUCCAUCUAAACUCCAUGCAGCUGAUGACGGUGGAUCGCAUCGCUCAGAUCAACACGCAGAACAUGCAGCCGGCGGCCGUGGCAGCACAGGGAGGCCAAAACGCAGCCAUCGCCGCUCAGGGGCUUCACACCAACGCCCCGAUCACACCGCAGAGCAUCCAGGCUGCUCCCAUCAACCCGCAACAAAACCCAAGUGAGGCCAAGACUUCAGUGGUGCUGGCCGACGGCUCGGCUCUGGUCGCCAACUCCAUCAACAGCACCUUUAACGCCAAUCAGCCCGUCGCCACGGUAACUCAGGCGCACUCACAGGGAGGCGGAUCAGGGACGCCGGCGCUAGUCUCGUCUCCUCGACCCAGCAUUCUCCGCAAAAAACCCGCCAUCGAUGGCACUGCUGUGAGGAAAAAUCUGAUGGCAGCUCAUCUCGGUGACUCUGCCAGGAUGGACGGAGGUCUGAGGAACGCUGCAGGAUCGCCACGACCCGCUGGAGUAAAACCCAAACCCGAUGUCCUCAUGGGUUUGGCUCCUCCUGUCAGCACUGCAGUGGACGCCGUCUCUGGACAAAGCGGCGAGCAGAACGUAGCCCCGCCUUCUUCUCAAAUCCCCGCCCAGCCCGUCUCCGCCCUUCUGGCUUCAGUCACGCCUCCUUCUCAGCCCGUCCCUGCUGCCAUGGCUGUGACUCCGCCCAUCCCUUCAAUGGCCAACGUGGUGGCGCCGCCUUCUCACCCAGCAGCCAGUAGUACUGCGGCUUGUGCCGUUAGCUCCGCCCUUCCAGAAAUUAAGCAGGAGGCGGCGCCCAUGGACACCUCAAAACCAGUGACUCCAGCGCCACCUAGUGGCACUCCUGCCCUGUCAGUCCCGGCUGCAGAUCUCACGCCCGGAGCUUCACCCAGGAAAAAGCCCCGGAAGCAGCAGCACGUCAUCUCCACCGAGGAGAGCGAGAUGAUGGAGACCAACAGCACAGACGAGGAGAAACCUCCCGCUAAACCCGUCAGCCACCGACCCGAGAAACGCAAAUCUCCUCCUAAAGAGUACAUCGAUGAGGAAGGUGUGCGGUACGUUCCUGUCCGAAUCCGUCCUCCGGUCACUCUUCUGCGUCAUUACCGUAACCCCUGGAAAGCUGCUUAUCAUCACUUCCAGAGAUACAGUGACGUCCGGGUCAAAGAGGAGAAGAAAGGCAGCCUGCAGGAUGUGGCCAAUCAGAAGGGAGUUGUGUGUCGAGCUCAAGGCUGGAAGAUCCAUCUGUGUGCUGCUCAGCUGGUGCAGCUGACGAAUCUGGAGCACGAUGUCUACAGCCGUUUAACGAGUCUACAGGAAGGUCUCAUCCCCAAGAAAAAAGCCGCAGCAGACGACGAUCUACACCGCAUCAGUGAGCUCAUACAGGGUAACAUGCAGCGCUGUAAGCUGGUGAUGGAUCAGAUCACGGAGGCUCGCGAGGCCAUGAUGAAGGUGCUGGACCACAGAGAGCGAGUCCUCAAACUCCUCAAUAAGAACAGCACCACCAAGAAGCUCCACAAGCUCCACAAACGUAAAGACAGAGCGUGAUGCAGUGUCCAGCAACCGUCACACAGUCCCGUCCGGCCCGGUGUUGGCCCGCUGUUGGAGGUGCAGAAUGAACAGAAUCGCAAAAAAAAAAUAAUAAUUCACGCAGGAAUGCAUUAAAACUGGGAGAAGCUUCUCUCUGUAUGUCUGUCACGGAGCUGAACGGAGUUAGCAUUAAUGUUUGUAGUAUAAAAGCCUUACCUCCACUACAGAAUGCACACACGAGGGACAAUCACAGUUACACUGCAGUAUACGUACACUAGGGGCGGAGUCACUAAAGGAUGCUGGAGAUGGUUAAAAAAAAAUCUAAUACACAAUGGACCUUUCACUAAUGAUUAUUUAGUGUCUCGUUGAACCGUUUUUCAGUAACAGAAAAAUAUUAUAGGACAAAUACUUGAAGACUUUUUCACAAUAUACAAUAUGUGUCAUGAUAAUAUUAUACUACCAAUAGUUCCAUAUUAAAAAGAAAAAUGAUUAUUAUUUAAUAUCUAAUUAAAAAAAUGAAUUAUUUAGAGUUAUCGUUCAGCCAGAAAGAAACACGAUGUUCCCUUUAUCCCAAAUGUGGUGCAAGCUGCACGUGUAAAAUCUUUUACCUGUAGGCCACGCCUCCUACCUGAGUCGCUGCUAGCAAACCAGGUGAGAAAGAAAGUCAGUCGGCUUUGACAUUUUGUGCUGCGAUUGUUUUUAGAUGUUUUCUUGGUAUGUGUGAGACACUGAACACCUCCACCAAGCCAAAUGAGGAGACACCACGUCACGUCAUGAUUUUGGCGUGUGGUUGUGUGGGCUAUAAGCUUCCUUUAUUUGUUAGUAACUUUAGUAAACUGACCCAGGAGUGGACAAAUCUUAACUUCAUUAGGAAGCUUAUCAGGAAAGCGGACGCUCCAUUGUGCUGCUCAGUCUCAUGGUUAAGUUGACAAAGCUAAAAAGUGGUAGGUAGUUAAGUUAAUUUAAUAUAAUAAAGUAUGGUUAGUAAUAUAGUAAAGCAUGAGGCUAGUUAAGUGCAUUAAUAUAGAAAAAGGGGAACAGACAAGUGUAUAUGAUCGUGUCAUGUGUGUUGGCCAGUGUUUCGGGUAUGAACUGUAGUGUUACGCUCUUACAUCUUAUGUAAAAGAAAAAAAUAAUUCGAGCUUGGCUAGUUUUGCUCAAUUUUGCCAGCGUCUCCACAAACCUCCAUGUUCCUGAUUCUGAAAAUCAUCCAUGUUGACUGUGUACGUUAAAUAAUAAAAAUUGUAAUUAUGAAAUUGUUGGACAGUCAGCCAGUGUAUUGAUGCAGGUGGUGGGUUUCAGAAUGAGUGGCGCUAGCUGUAAUUACAGCAUCGAUGGUCAGCACACCACUGUGAAGCACAUCAAGUUUAAAUACACGUUACAUGGACAAAAGUUUGUGCACACCUGACCAUAACACCCAUAUGUGCUGUGCUUGUUGAACAUUCCAGCUUUAGUCCCCCUUUGCUGUUAUAAUAAGCUCCACUCUUCUGGGAAGCUUUCCACUAGUGGCUGUGGGGAUUUGUGUUCAUUCAGCUACAAGAGCAUUAGUGAGGUCAGGCGCUGAUGUUGGGAUGUCGAGGAGGUCUGGGGUUCAGUCGGUGUUCCAGUUCAUCCCAAAGGUGUUCAGUGGGGUUGAGGUCAGGGCUCUGUGCAGGACACUCGAGUUCUUCCACUCCAACCUUCACACACCAUGUCUUCAUGGAGCUCGCUUUGUGCACAGGGGCAUUGUCAUGCUGGAACAGGUUUCAGCCUCUUAGUUCCAGUGAAGGGAAAUUGUAAUGUUACAGCACACGAAGACAUUCUAUACAAUUGUGUGCUUCAGACUUUGUGGUAACAGUUUGGGGAAGAACCAUAUAUGGGUGUGAUGGUCAGGGGUGCACAUACUUUUGGCCAUAUAGUGUAUAUACCAAAUCCAAAUUUUUAUUUUGUGAAAGUCAGUAGGAAGUAGGGUUCGUUUUCUUCUCUUUUUCUUGUUAACAUACUUGUCUGCAUCUACAAAUAAAAUAGGGAUGCACUGAUACUGAUGUUGGUAUCAAGUAUCAGUCAGAUGCCAUUGGGUAUUGUUCCUCCAAUACCAACACUGGUAUUGACAAAUACCAAAAAAAUACUUUUACUCUGUCUGGGGGGAAAAAAAAAAACAUGGGUAUUGCUGUAUUCCUGGAAAAAAAACACUAAUAGCUAAUAUCCUGGGCUGCUGAUUUGUCCACCCUUGCAAUCCAUUACAUUUGGAUGAAGUGGAACAUUGUGUACAUUUGUUUUUUUGGCUGUUACUUUAAUAAGGAAAUGAAUAUAUUUGGUACAGAAAUAGAUUUACACAUCCAAACAGUUGCUUGUUUGUGCAAGUAACAAUGGAGUCUCUCAGUGUUAAGUAUUAAUGAUGCUGUCAAAGAAAAAAAUAACGUGUAAUGACAUGUAAUUUAUCACUAUAUCAAUAUUAUAUUUGUCGUAUUGUUAUAGCAGUAAGACGUGGUCCUACUUUGUAGAUUAAGCUUGAAUUUUGGAGGCUUAAAGUCAGCUCGCUGUGUCUCAAAUCGCACAUUUACUGUAUUACUAUUCUACGUGGAUACUUCUAGCACUAACCUGUCCCAUGAUGCACCACAGAGUGUAAGAUGAUGUACCUACUUCAACUAAUUGAAUCUGUUCUGUAUUGUACUUUGUUCUAUGGUAACAUUAUGCACUGUUUAAGCAUGAGGUCAUCAGAAUGAGAUUUGAGACACAGCCUUGAUAGCUUGAGCAUGGAAAAAGAAAAAAAACAAAACCAAAAGCAGUCCACAGCACUGUCUGUAUGUUUCCAGUUCCCUUCCUUGCGCAAUACCCUAUAUCUGACUCUCUGUUCUUUAUGUAAAGUUCUUCUAUUGGACAGACACUGUGAGAAUCGAAGCACAAAGUGCUGCGUUCAUCUGUGAGAAGUAACAACCAAUAAUAGAGUUUAAUCUGUGUAUGGGUGCCUUGCGUUGCUCAUGACCUGCUAUUGCCAGUGGAGCAUGCUGUAUGAAUAACUGCUGUGAGUUUGAUGCAGCAUGAAGGUGUGUGCCGAUGUUAAGUAUAAUAGUCUACCGGUCAUCUAAUUUUAUAAUAUCAAGGUUAAUGUUAGAGAGUGAAGCGAUGAGUCUGUCCACCAUGGUUUAUAAAAAAAUUCCUAGAACAGCGCAGAGUUUCUUCUAAAGCAUCGUAAAAUUUAAGAUCACUUUAACGCUUAUCUUUAUUUUGGUAAAUGCAAAUGCUGUCCGAACACACGCCUUACGUAGGCUCACGCCUUGAAAGGGCGAAGGGCUGGUGAUAAAAUAUCGAAGCAUCUACAAUAGCAGUAUGCACUGCGAUCAUUUAUCAUUGAGCCAAUCAUCGGCACAUGCCUUAUGGAGUGCGGUAAAGAAUAGGCUCCAAACCUCCGGCUUUAAACCUCCUGCUUCAUGGUCUUACAGGGAUACUCCAGCAUUUUUACAACCUGAUCUCUGUUUACAGUAUCUGAAGUGUGUGAGAUUCAACACGUAUUACGAAGCUCAAAACUGAGAAAAACAAUUUAUGUUGAUACAAAACUCAUGUAUAAUAGAAGUCUAAGGGCCAUGGUUAUGUGAAAAAUCGCCAGCGCAGUUGUGUAGCUGUGAUGGCGCAUGGAUACUACAAAACCUUCAAGCAAGUGUAAAGUAACUACUUUUUACUUUUCAUUUAGACCUUUUUUUAAUAUUUGCAUUAUAUAGUCAUGUAUCUUAAAUAUUUAAUGACAACAACUGCCCUGAGACUUCCAUUAUAACAUGGCAUUCUGUUCUUUUAAACGCACACACGCACACACAGAGGUUGUAUAUAGAGAUCAGGUUUAAAUAUGGAGUACUAUUUGAAUCUGGGCGUGUGCAGUAUUUUUCCCACAGUGCAUUGCGUGGAAAGGCGGAGUCGUCUUCCUGUGUGCCUCCUUACUGUCAUUACAUCAUUACGUUUACUGUGUGUAACCUCCUGAAAUGAUGAGAAAUCGAUAACGUAGAUGAAACGAUGAGUGAACGUCUCGUUUUUCACAUUUCUUCUUUUUUUCCCCCUUUAGUGUGUUUGUAAGUGUUGCGAUCUGUCAGAUGGAUCGUCACAGACGGAUCUCAGAGCACGUCAUGGUGAUCGUCUUUCUGCCUUAGCUGAUCUUUAUUCUAAUCAUGGCAAAUAUAUAUGAGUUUUAAGAUAAGGUAAUAAGGAUUGUGUGAGUGGAUAGAACUGUGCAUGUGAGUGUGUUCAUGUAUGUAUGCAAAUCCUGUAUGCAAACCUUUGGUUUAAAAAUAUGUGAUUUUUUUCUUUGCAUUAUAUAAUAAACUGACAAGCUUA
This is a messenger RNA of Pangasianodon hypophthalmus (striped catfish), 7411 nucleotides long. It is a transcript of the gene sap130b, whose product is annotated as Sin3A-associated protein b. Gene Ontology annotation, biological process: negative regulation of transcription by RNA polymerase II. Gene Ontology annotation, cellular component: Sin3-type complex. Lineage: Eukaryota; Metazoa; Chordata; Actinopteri; Siluriformes; Pangasiidae. The record is from RefSeq and is a predicted model, not a curated record. The coding region runs from base 131 to 3127 and encodes 998 amino acids. The transcript has 21 exons.